GGAGCAGUUCAGAGUUUAGUAAAACGACGUCGGAAGCCGGCGUUCUUGGAUCUGCAACGCGAGUUCGUCAAAUUGUGAUCUCGUUUUGACUGAUCUCCAUGAUCGAAAUCGUUCAAAUUGUAGAGCUAGUGAAGAAGAUAAACAGUGUCAAAGAUCUUUUGAAUCGAAUUCUGAAUGAUGCAUGAUCGGAGAUUAUCAAAGUAAAUUUAUUUUUAUGAAAAUAGAUUUGGCCACACUCUAUCAAACCCAUUAAAUUCACUCCGACGAGGAAGGGACGUCCCCGACGGAAAAGGAAAAGGAUUCCCACUCCAUUGCUCAACAGGUCUGCUUCUCUCUCUCUGGUCGAUUCUCCUUUGGGAUGUUGCCUGAUUAAUUGAUUUUUUGCUCAAACAAAAUUCCCCCUUCGUUCGACGCCACCACUGAUAACCCUGCCGCCGCCGCCUCACUUGGAUAUCGACGAAGGAAGGUCAGUAACCCGUACUUACGAACACAAAUAGUAUGUUGUUCUUCAGUCGAAACCUCAGAAAACAACUACCUGCUUUUUACACAUACACCCAAAAAUGCACCUACGUAGAUGUGUACAUGAAAUGGAAGAAAGACUCAUACUUCGACUCAAUCGAGUCCAUCCACAAAUCCAUUCAGCUCAAACCCUUAAUAGCUCUCAAGAACUGCAUCUCCAUGGCACCCGACGGGUGCGUACCCAUCUGGGCCGUGUCGAAGAGAGACAAAGAGUUAGGGGUACCAGUUAAGGUUGCUAGGUUCUUGAGACAAUACCCAUCUGUAUUUGAGGAGUAUACCGGACCCGAGUACAACCUCCCGUGGUUUAGGCUGACUAGAGAAGCUGUUGAGAUUGAUAGAGAGGAGUGUGAGAUUUAUAGGGAUUGUAAGGGUGAUUUGUUAGGUAGGUUGAAGAAGUUGGUUUUGAUGAGUGGUGAGAAGAGGUUACCAGUAAAGAUAAUUCAGGGGUUGCAGUGGUAUUUGGGAUUGCCGGAUGAGUUUCUGAAAGACCCCGAAAGGAAUCUUGAUGGUUCUUUUCAAGUUGUGGAGAUGGAAGAUGGGUUGAAGGGAUUGGCUGUUGAGAGUGAGAUUAGGGUUCUGUCUGUAAUGCAAAAGAAUGGGAUGAAGAGAGGUGGGUACGGUGGGGGACCGAUGGAGGCAAUGCCGUUUCCAUUUUUUCCACCCAAGGGUUUGAGGAUGAAGCAGAAGAUUUCGGAUUGGUUGUAUGAGUUUCAGAAGCUUCCGUAUGUCUCACCGUAUGAGGAUUAUUUGGGUUUGAGUACUGAUAGCGAUGUUUCAGAGAAACGGGUUGUGGGUGUGCUUCAUGAGUUGCUUAGUCUCUUUGUUGAGCAUUCUGCUGAGAGGAAGAAGCUUCUGUGCCUUAGGAAGUAUCUUGGACUGCCACAGAAAGUUCACAAGGCAUUUGAGCGGCAUCCCCACAUGUUUUAUCUGUCUUUGAGGAACAAGACUUGCACGGCUAUAUUGAAAGAAGCUUACUGUGAUAAGUCAUUUACAGAGGCUCAUCCUCUGUCAACGGUAAGGAAGAAGUACAUCAAUCUAAUGAUGCAAUCGGAGGUUAUUUUGAAACGGAGGAGGAUGAAUAAUCGCCCUGUCGAUAGUCAAAAUGAGCGCCCAAAAUUAGACCUGGAUUACGUAGAAGAGGACAGAACAGAAAUAGUAUAAUCUUGUUCUUAACUGACCUCUUGUUUUGAAUGGAAUCUGAAACCAUACUAUAGCUUAUAAAACCGGGAGGUUAAGAGGUUGGCAAGUGGGAAUAGUCGGAUGGAACUCAGAUCAAGGCAUAUCGACUAACAUCCGAUUGCUUGAUUGAUCAAAGCCAAAGAUUCAAGUCAGUUUGAUUUUUCAUCAAAUGAAGUGAAUAUACGAAGGUUUAGCACAUCAUGUUCUCCUUUCAGCAAAUAUACGCUUGUGUUGGUAUACAUGCAUGUGUGUAUAUACAUGAAUGGAUGGAUGGACUAUCAUCCAUAGUAUGCAGUGAUAUUUAUUUUGCAGCAUCCGUCAGAUUUUGAUCACCAAAGCAAACAUGGUAACAGAAGUUAAAACCACAAUUUACCUUCUCAGACUAAGGGUAGUCCCUUGCUUUCGCAUUAAGGUACAUUUUAAGGGCACAAUAACCCCGUAUCAUUUGAAUGGAUUUUAACUCCAAAGAGUUGGAUGGAGGAUAACAGAUCCGAUGAAUGUGAGGAAUGCAAGUAACUGUUACAAUUCGAGUAACGACUGAUUCUUAGUUUCAGUUGGAUGAAAGUAGGGAGAGUCCAGGAAUUGGAGCCCUUCGGCUUUAUGAUUUUAUGUUACGGUUCACUCUUUUAACUCAUGCAGCAUUUCCCUUUAUCAGAAAAGCUAUGUUUCACAAGAUCUUGCUAUGUCAAAUUUUACUGCAACUUCGUGGAUUCCUGUUGCAGCAGACGCAUCUUUUCCUUUUUGUGAUACUGGUUGGAAGCCAUUGAGCUUGUGUAGCCUGUGUAGGAAUGGAUUUACUGCUGCAUAAUUCUUGCCAUUAGCUAGUGCUUCAUCUAGGUUAUGUAUUUCGUAUUUCCGUC
Messenger RNA from Rhododendron vialii, 2558 nucleotides. RefSeq names its product protein WHAT'S THIS FACTOR 9, mitochondrial. The transcript is spliced from 2 exons. The record is from RefSeq and is a predicted model, not a curated record. NCBI's taxonomy places the organism in Eukaryota, Viridiplantae, Streptophyta, Magnoliopsida, Ericales, Ericaceae. The coding region runs from base 499 to 1680 and encodes 393 amino acids. Gene Ontology annotation, molecular function: RNA binding.